Messenger RNA from Mercurialis annua (annual mercury), 2060 nucleotides. Its product is annotated as TOM1-like protein 3. Gene Ontology annotation, biological process: protein transport to vacuole involved in ubiquitin-dependent protein catabolic process via the multivesicular body sorting pathway. Bases 232 to 1776 code for a protein of 514 amino acids. Gene Ontology annotation, molecular function: phosphatidylinositol binding; ubiquitin binding. The transcript has 10 exons. NCBI's taxonomy places the organism in Eukaryota, Viridiplantae, Streptophyta, Magnoliopsida, Malpighiales, Euphorbiaceae. The record is from RefSeq and is a predicted model, not a curated record.
AAAGAAAUUAAGGAAAGGAAAAGACACAGCAAGUCCAAUUCUUUAAAUUUGAACAGACAAAAAUUGGGGACGAAAUAUACAAUUUUACUUCUCUUACGCUUGCAAGAAUUGUAAUCAAAAUUAUUCAAAAACUAUCAAAUCAUACUUUGAUUUCCAUUCUCUCUCUCUCUCUCUUGACACUGCUCAAUAAGAAAUAGCUUGCUUGAAUAAAAGGAACCAACUAUAAUAACUAUGGCGAACAAUGCGGCAGCUUGUGCCGAGAGGGCUACAAGUGACAUGUUGAUCGGCCCCGACUGGGCUAUUAAUAUCGAGCUUUGUGAUUAUAUCAAUAUGGAUCCCGGGCAAGCAAAGGAGGCCCUGAAAGUACUCAAGAAGCGACUAGGAAGCAAAAAUCCUAAGAUACAACUUUUGGCACUUUUUGCACUGGAGACUGUCAGCAAAAACUGUGGUGAGAAUAUAUUUCAGCUGAUCAUUGAGCGUGAUAUCCUACAUGAUAUGGUGAAAAUAGUGAAGAAGAAGCCAGAUUUGAAUGUGAGGGAAAAGAUACUGAUUUUGAUAGACGCAUGGCAAGAAGCUUUUGGGGGUGCAAGGGGAAGGUAUCCCCAAUACUAUGCUGCAUACAAUGAACUAAGGGCUGCUGGAGUAGAGUUCCCUCCCCGAGCAGAAAACAGUGUACCACUCUUUACUCCUCCCCAAACACAGCCAAUAGUACAUGCUCCUUCGUCAUAUGAAGAAGCUGCUAUACAGGCCUCUCUUCAGUCUGAAGAUGCUUCUGGUCUAAGCUUGCCGGAGAUGCAAACUGCCCAGGGACUAUCAGAUGUGUUAAUGGAAAUGCUUGCUGCCUUGGAUCCUAGGAACCCUCAGGCUGUCAAAGAAGAAGUAAUUGUUGACCUUGUUGAUCAGUGUCGUUCGUACCAAAAGCGCGUCAUGUUUCUUGUGAACAGUACGGUUGAUGAGGAGCUCUUGUGUCAGGGAUUGGCAUUGAAUGACAACUUACAGCGCGCGCUUAGCCGGCAUGAUGAUAUUGCCAAAGGAGCUUCUCCUGCGGCUGAAAGGCCAGUAGACACUCCGGUUGUGCCUCUUGUUAGUAUCAACCAUGAGGAUGACGACUCCGAAGAUGACUUUUCCCAGCUGGCUCACAGGUCAUCAAGAGAAAGUUCACAAGGACAGGGCAAGAAACCGGUCAGCGUUAGAACUAUUAGCCCGCUGCUUCCUCCUCCUCCUGCAUCAAAGAAGCCAGUCAGUUCCGAGUCUGGCAUGAUUGAUUACCUCAGCGGUGAAGCCUACAAGUCUCAAGGUUCUUCUCAGAAGUUGGAGCCCGCACCCUUUACAGCUCCAAUUCAUUCCACCACAAACUCCUCACCUCCAUAUUCUCCACCUUUACCUUCAUCGUCUCCUCCUUCUCAUGCGGCGAACUCAUCACUCACCGGGCAUCCUGUAUACGAUGAACCACCUCCAUUAAGCAAAUCUCCGGAGGGGUUGCCUACAGCUCCUUGGGAUUCUCCUCCUGGUUCUCUUCCACCUCCUCCUUCCAGAUUCAAUCAGAGACAGCAAUACUUCGACCAACAUGGUUCUGUGGGUGGGGCCUCUCAUUCAAGUAGUGGAUCGGGUUCCUCUUAUGAUAGCUUGGUCGGUCAAACCCAGAAUCUUUCGCUUAAUUCGUCUACACCAACCAAACAAACAAAACCUGAAGAUGCUCUUUUCCAGGAUCUGGUUGAUUUUGCUAAAGCCAAGUCGUCGUCUUCAACAUCCAAACCCAAUAAUAGAUCGUUUUGAUCAUCAGUAAAGGUCGUCUAUAUUGGUACAGGUUUUGAAUACUUAUUAGAUGAUGAGGUUCCGCUUCGGACGAUGAGAUUUGUUUAGCAGUAAAAUAAAUGUCGGGUUUGAACUUUUGGGUUAUGGGUUUAUGUUGAGAUGAACUGCUUUAUGAAUUAAAUUUGGUACAUAAAUCUUAGAAUGAGCUUGUAUCAUAUUGCUCUUUCAGUCUUUUUUCUUCUUUUGAACAAAAGGAAAUUUGAUUUUAUUUUUUAUUUCUGCUAAGAUGAGCACCUGUCCUUGUA